UGGAGCAGCGGAAUGAAUGACAUGUGGCAGGAGGCGCGGACAGCUGAGAAAAAGCAGGAUACAACAGGCAUUGCAAUGGCCUCAGAGGAAAGAGCUUCCAUGCAGCCAUUUCAGGAUCUGGUGACCUUUGGGGAGGUGGCUGUGUAUUUCACCUACAGGGAGUGGAUUCUCCUGAAUCCAGGCCAAAGAACGCUGUACGAGGAGGUCAUGUUGGAGAAUUACCAGAAUUUGGCUUUUCUAGAAAUGCCCAAACCUGACCUCAUCUCCUGGCUGGAAGACAGAGAAAAUCCAUUUGUCCGUGGCUCUGAGGAAGAGGAGAAAUCAACAGCAGGUGCUGCACAAGACAAUGAGAAUUAUGGGAAGCCACCUGAGAUAUCAUUGCAAGCAAUCACACACAACUGCCAAAAAGGGGGGCAUGGAAAUCGAAGGGGACUCCGAGGGGACAUGGGAACCAAGUCAAAGAAGAGGAACAGGAAAGCCUCCUCUUCUCGUGGUGCUGAUGGCCACCAUCUCCUGAUACCACAUGAAGGCUUCAAAGGAAAGGGAAAGGCAGAGUGUCCAGACUGUGGGAAAAUAUUCUCAAGUAAAUCAGCCUUAAAGAGACAUAGCAGAAUCCACACGGGGGAGAAACCGUACGAAUGCCUGGUGUGUGGGAAAACCUUUGGCCGAAUCCAUCACCUUGCACGACAUCGAAGUAGCCACAUGGAGCAUAAACCAUAUAAAUGCACACUGUGGGAACAGCUUCAGCGAUCGAGGGACCCUUAACAUACAUCAAAGAACUCACACGGGGGAGAAACCGUAUAAAUGCA
Elgaria multicarinata webbii is the source of this 809-nucleotide messenger RNA. Its product is annotated as zinc finger protein 2-like. The record is from RefSeq and is a predicted model, not a curated record. The transcript has a single exon. NCBI's taxonomy places the organism in Eukaryota, Metazoa, Chordata, Lepidosauria, Squamata, Anguidae. The coding region runs from base 13 to 765 and encodes 250 amino acids. Gene Ontology annotation, biological process: regulation of DNA-templated transcription.